Cylicocyclus nassatus is the source of this 231-nucleotide messenger RNA. NCBI's taxonomy places the organism in Eukaryota, Metazoa, Nematoda, Chromadorea, Rhabditida, Strongylidae. The record is from the annotation of a GenBank genome assembly.
CAUCACUGUAAGUCAAGUGGCAUCCUGGCUGGCAUUCACCGUCGUGGCAUUGGCAUGGUUCAAACUUCGACGCAAAUAUCCCGAUGCUGGCCGAUCAAUCAAGGUUCCUCCAAUUUUUGCAGCAGUGUUUGUAGUUGGAUCAGCUAUCAUUGUCGUUUUCCCCGUCAUUGCUUCUCCAGUGGAUUCAGCGAUAGGUAUAGGAAUAUUACUUACUGGAGUUCCUAUCUACGU